Messenger RNA from Cydia strobilella, 1097 nucleotides. RefSeq names its product zinc finger protein 85-like. The transcript has a single exon. The coding region runs from base 15 to 1022 and encodes 335 amino acids. Lineage: Eukaryota; Metazoa; Arthropoda; Insecta; Lepidoptera; Tortricidae. The record is from RefSeq and is a predicted model, not a curated record.
AUCUCCGUACUAUAAUGAGGUGUUCGAACGCCACGCCCUUAAGACUGCACGGCAAGUGGUACACCUGCUGCUGUUGCCCUGAACGAUUUGAUGACACGGCGGCUCUGAAAAGGCAUACAGCGGAGAAACACCCCACUGGACAUAACGCUUACUUUGGCCGGGACAUCGCGCAACUAAUAAUAAGAGUGGAUAUAACAGACCUGCAAUGCAAACUUUGCCAGUGCGAAGUUAACAGCAUCGAGAAGUUAAUGGAGCAUUUAAAAAAGGAACAUUCAGAAACUAUACAUUCAUUCGAUAAAAACUACAUGGUACCAUUUAAAUUCGACACUAACAGAACAGACCUGAAAUGCGUGAACUGCGAUCAUGAAUUCCACAAUUUUAAAACGUUGGUUCACCAUAUGAACAUACAUAUCCCUAACUUUGUAUGUACCACCUGCGGCAGCGGAUAUGUGAAUCAGAGGAGCUUGCAAAACCACGUCCGACAACACGCGAACGGAGAACACAAAUGCGAGACAUGUCAGCGAGUUUUCAAUAACGACCUCAAAUUGAAAGAGCACGAAAAAUCCGUACAUCUAGGAUUUAACAAACGUAACAAGUGCGAUUACUGCCACGAGCGCUUCAAUGGCACUAUAGCCAAAAAUAUCCAUAUGGUCAAUGUCCACGGCAAACCCGCAAUUGAGAUCAGGUGUCCGGCGUGUGAAAAGCUUUUUAAAAGCCAUAAAUAUCUCGCCAUCCAUAAGCGGACCUUCCACAUGAUGGAGAAACGGCACAAGUGUCCUGAAUGUGAUAAAAUGUUUUUCUCCACGCCAGAGGUAAAGAACCAUAUGCUAACGCACACAGGGCAGAGAGACUUCCACUGUGUGAUCUGUAACAAAUCGUACGGAAGGAAGAGCACUCUGAGGGAGCACAUGAGGAUACACGCAGACGAUCGUCGAUUUAAGUGUGAACACUGUGAAAUGACGUUUGUGCAGAAAUGUAGCUGGAGGUGCCAUAUGAGAUCUAAACACGGGGAGGAAGUGUGAUUUACUUUGAUUUUGUAUUAAUAUUUAAUGUAAAUAAAUGUCUCCUUUAAUGUUAUUAUAAAUUAUUAUUAUCUU